Molecule: messenger RNA, 1442 nt
Organism: Leucoraja erinaceus (little skate)
Lineage: Eukaryota; Metazoa; Chordata; Chondrichthyes; Rajiformes; Rajidae
Product: mucin-2-like
Exons: 2
Coding region: 81-1442 (453 amino acids)
Source: RefSeq, a predicted model, not a curated record
AAUCAUAUUCCACAUCAGUGAAAGCUUCCUCAACAACAGAACCUUCAUCAGAAUCACAUCCUACAAUAGCAGCAUCCACGAUGGCCACAUCCUCUCUGGAAACAACUCCAAAAACCCAGCAAUCUUCAAGAACUGAACUAUCAUCACAAUCCAAUCCAAGCACAACCAAUGUUUCAUCAGUCACUGAGUCCUCUUCAGAAACACAUUUAACAACAUCAAGUUUAUCACAGGUAACUGAGUCCUCAACAGAAACAUACUCCAGUUCGACGCCGGUUUCAUCAAAAACUGAAUCACCCUCAGAGAGCCAUCAGACCACAGAAGUGCCUUCAAGCUCCUUGUCCUCAUCAAAAACACAUCCAACAACAUUACAGGAAUCAUCAUCAACAGAGCUUCCAACAACAGCAUAUCCAACAUUGACAUCUGCUUCAUCUGUUAGUGUGUCCCCAUCUGAAACCCACCUAACAACAACACCACUAUCAUCGCCAACUCAGUCCUCAGCAGAGACCUAUCCAACAACACAAACAUCCACAAACAAACCUUCAUCAGAAACACACCCGACAACAGUGGAAUCGUCAAGCACACAGCAUUCAACGCAAACACAUCAAAGCUCAACGGAAGUUUCAUCAGUCACUGUGUCGCCAGUUGAAUCCCACUCCACAAGCUCAUCAUUUUCAUUGGUUACUCAAUCCCCAUCAGAAACACGUUCAACAUCUGCACAAGCAUCAGUGACAACUGAAACUUCAUUGGAAUCCCAUCCAACUACAGAGGCAUCUCGAAUCACAAUGUCCCCUUCAGAAAGACAGCCAACAGCACAUGAAUCAUCAAGUACAGAGCAGUCAACACAAACUCAUGGAACAACAUCAGAAAUUCCCUCAGAAAGUGCGUCCUCAUCAAAAACCCUCGCAACAGCAACAACGUCACCUUUGGUCACUGGGAGCUCAGCGGUAACUUAUUCUCAAUCAUCGCAAAUCACAUCCUCCAACAAAUCUGCAACAGUAUCACAUCCAACUACAGAAGAAUCAUCGAUCACUGUCUCCUCACCUGAAACACGUCAGACAAAUACACAGGAACCUUUUACAUCGGCAUAUCCAAAGACAACACAAGCUUCAACAGAAACUAUUUUGACAACAGAAACACACUUAACAACACCAAUCUCAAAGGAAACGGAGCCUCCAUCAGUAACCUACCCACGCACAACAGAAGGCUCAUCCACAACAGAAUUUUCCUCACCAACACCGAAUGGUAGACAGGCAUCAGCAGCCACAUUGUCCACAGCUGAAACACGUCACAACACAUUCCUCAUCGGAAUCAUAUUCCACAUCAGUGAAAGCUUCCUCAACAACAGAACCUUCAUCAGAAUCACAUCCUACAAUAGCAGCAUCCACGAUGGCCACAUCCUCUCUGGAAACAACUCCAAAAACCCAGCAAUCUUCAAGAACUGA